UCGACUCGCCGACUCCAAGUGCGCAAGACCCGGCUCAGAACACGCUAUCUAAACAACUUUUCACUGUCUGAAACCGGCACUCUAGCGAGCAACAGGUCAACCAACCCCUUACACACCAAACACCGGCCGCAAACAAGAAUUUUAUCGUCGCGUCGAACCCUAACAGGAAAAACCACAUUUUCCGAGUUUUCCCAGUAGAAAACACCACGAGGAAUCGGUCCAGCAAAAAGUUUUUCGCCGAAAACGCGUAUAUACAGCUUGCGAUAUCGCCAGAUUGUAGGUUUUCCAGAUAACGCUUUUCCGAGGCUUUCCUAACAUGUUCGCGCAGUGUGCGUUAUAGUGAAACUGUGAAUUUGCAUUUUCUGGAUCGUAUUUGGACUGAUUUUCACCUAUUUUCCGGACACGAUGGAAACUUUCGCUAUUGACAAACCGUUUUGCGAUAUUGUGUCCAGCGAUGAACUCAGAGAAUUGUGGGAAACGGAUUUGGAUCCGACGAUGCAAGACGUGCUCAGACUCCAUUCCUCAGGCGAUCUCAGCAUAGAAUGGAGCCACUGCGACAAAGAAAUUCCUGGUGUUAUAAUCCACGAUAAACUGAUGACAGAAUCUGCCUUCGGACAUGCCACCCUCCUGAGACCCAUCAAAAACGAACAUUCCUACAGCCUGAACUCAGAAGGUGGCUCUUUGCCAAAUUCACCUCAAUCGUACAAAAAAGAUGGCAGUUCAACGAUCUCUAAGGACACAGUAAAAACAGAAAAAAACAAGACACAGAACGUUACAGAACUAGAUGCUAGACUUUUAGAGAUGUAUGGCACAAGACUUGAGAUGUUUUUCAGAGACAUGGAAGACGAGUGUUUUCCAGCGAUUUCAAUGAAGAAAGCCUGUGGAAAACUGAACGAUAUGGAAGACGAAAUAGAAGAAGAUAUCGACAUCAAAGAUGAACCAAUGAGCGAAACCGAAAGUAUCCAUUCUUCAUGUCCAUCGUCGCCACAGUCUAUCUUACAAACUACAAGUGACCUUCAAUUCAAUAUAGAUAUAAAAGAAUCCCAAAAUCUCCUCAGACAAUCAGGACUGGUCAUAAACGCCGCAAACACACUAACCCCACAGAGGAUAACACAGAUCCCCAAACUCAGCAUACGACUGGAACCCACCACGACCACGCAGAGCUUCCAAUUGCCUCCCACGCCACCCUCGUGUAGCAGCAGUAGCGAUGACAGCGAAGAUAACGUCACCGUAUCGCCAGUAUCAGUUCCCAAGAAGAGCAGUUUGGCCUCGACCGCCAGGUUGCUGUUGAACCACCACACGACAAGGCAGCCAAUCCACACGCAUCUGAUCAGCUCUCAGCCGAAAGGAUCAACGGGUACCCUCAUCCUCACAGAGGAAGAAAAGAGGACUUUAAUAGCAGAAGGUUAUCCAGUUCCUACACGCCUGCCACUGACGAAAGCUGAAGAGAAGUCCUUGAAGAAAAUAAGGAGGAAAAUCAAGAACAAGAUAUCAGCUCAAGAGAGUCGAAGAAAAAAGAAGGAAUACAUGGACCAGCUAGAAAGGAAGGUUGGUCUGCUAGUGACUGAAAAUAACGAAUACAGGAAGAAGAUCGAAGACUUCCAAGACGCCAACACCUCCCUCUUGGCGCAGCUCCAGAAACUCCAAGCUAUAGUGGCCAAAACGCAUCCCCAUCUCAAGCUAGAAAGUAUUUGAAAGAUUCCGAGAUAAUUAUAAAAAUUUAAUUUAUUAUUUAGAAAACGCUGAACGACAACACGUUUGGCGCUUUCGAGAUAAUUCUAGAUAGUGUACGCGUUUAAAAUGUGGUAGUAGGCGGCGUUAAGUUUAGAUAGAAAUGGUUGUCCCCAUGGUUCCGUGUUGGAUCCUGGAAACUUCGCGCGCAUUGCGAUAAUGAUACUACGAGAUUAUUUUUGUACAACCCUUUAUGUCUAGAAUCCACCACUGAACUUGUGUAUACUGUCUUCCAAAAUAUGAGUUUAAUAAUGUUAAGGUGUAAAUUUAAUACAUUCCGAACACCAAAGUUGAAAUAUUAUAUUCGUGUGUUGAUUUUAUGUUUGGAAGGAAGAUAUUAUGGAAUAUUUGUCGAUGGAUUAUACGGGAUGAGCAAUAGUGUUGGUUCGACUGGCUACAAUAUUAUGCGCUAGACCAAGUUCUGAAAAAAAAAUUGUGUUCGAUGAUUUUUCAAAAAUUAAUAUUUAAAUAUAAAAAUCUAAUUUCAAUAAAAAAUUCUUUCAGAAAUUGUGUGAUUUUUUUCAGAUACGCCAAAUAUUUUUUAAUCCAGCUAUUCAUUUAUUUUUAAAGAGAGUGAUGCAGUAGGUACCAUCAAAAGAAAAACACAAAACAAUAAAGACCACUUCUAAUUUCGCUGUCACAUACUUUUCAUAAAUUUCUUAUAGAAUUUUUUCCACGAUUUUCAGAAGACUCUAUAAGAUUUUAAAGUCAGUCGUAGGUCAAGUUUUUUUUCAGUUAUCUGACAGUGCUAAAAACAGUGGCGACGCCAGGAGGGGCCCGGGCCCCCCCUGAAAUUUUGCUGCCCCCCCCCCUAAAGUUUGCCAUAGUAAGGCAUAUAGAUUAGCAGAACUAUAAUUUCGCUUUACUUUGCCCCCUCCCCAAAAAAAAAUUCGGCCCCUCUUGGCCACCCUUGUUUUUGAAAGUAAUGUCGUUUUUAACCUAAAAACGACAUAUUACUUUCAAAAUCAAACAUCAUGUAAAAAAAAACAAUUACAACAUAACAUAAAAGAGAUAUAUCUGGAUUAUUGUCUUACAUUUCAUAUCAAUGUUACACAGUGUCGACGCUAGGGGGGGGGCAGGGGGGCCCAGCCCCCCCUAAAAUUCUGCCCCCACCCCCCUUAAAUUUGACAUACUAAGGCUAAAAGAUAAGCAGAACUAUAAUAAUUUUGCUUUACUUUGGCCCCCCCAAAAAAAAUCUGGCCCGCUCUUGGCCACCCCUGUUUUUGAAAGCUGGCGUCGUUACUGUCCCAACAUCAAAAAAAUAUAUACAACAGUCUAACCAACAAUUGCCCCUCCUCUAUACAUUCACAAGAGUGUUAAAUGUACUUAACUGUAUUAUAAUAUAUACGAAGAUAUAUAUUAGUGCCUUUCAAAUGCGAAGUGUUAUAAAUUUUAUUGAAAUUAUUGUAUCAAUAGGUAAACGUGCAUUCAUCGAAUCAAAUGAAUAUUAUAUUUAUAUAGAAGAGAGCUUUGAUGCUCAUUUAACUUUUUGAGGUGUAUAUAAUGAAGUUUAAUCUAUCCAAGAAGAGAACUAACUGCUUUCGAAGUAUUAGGAGAUAUUGGGAUAUUAAGAAUAGAACAACGUUAUUGUCAAAUUCAAUGUUUUAUGUUAGGUAAAUUGUUUUUUCAUAGGUAAUUUUUUUGGUUAAUAUUGGAUUUUUUUCAAUAAAGAUAUCUUUUAUUUCAAAAUUCCAUUUUUUUUUUCAAUAUCAAAACCAGAGUUCUAGUUAAAAAAAUCCAAAUUUGUUUAUAUUAGCAGGAUAAUCAGCUUAAAUAAAUCCUGAAGUUUGUGGUAAGCCUUAGUCACUGCAACCAUUAUGUUUCUUUGGUAAAUAUCGGGUUUUUUUGUCAAUAAAGAUAUCUUUCAUUUCAAAAUUCCAUUUUUCGUUUGAUAUCGAAACCAGAAGUUAAAAAAAUUCCAAGGGAGUUUAUAUGAGCAGGGUAAUCAGCUGAAACCAUUAUGUUAUUUAAGUCAAUGUUUUGAGAAGAACCCCAGACCAAAUUGUUAUGGAACACAUUUCAAUGUGUAAUAAGAUAUAGGAACUAAGUUCUCAACAUUUUUUUCUUACAAUAAUAACGUAAGUUUUUUCCUCAGUUCUUUUUAUGUGUUCUUGGAUAAAGUGCAAUUAGCAAAGUUGGUGCAAUCAUUGAAAAAAUUCCUUAUUUGUAUCUCCAUACUUUAAAACGUUGUAAUUUUUUCAAACGGAAAUAUAAAACGAUAAAAAAGUCGUUGAGGUGAAUUUUUUUGUAAACAGAGUAAAAUUAAAGAGAAACAAUUGUCAACCAAUGGUGAGAAUAGUAAAACUAAAAUUCAUUAAUAUUUUUUUCAUUUCAUCAAAUGUGUGACUAUUUUUAUGAAGUUCUUCAUCUCCAUUUUAUAAAUAUUAAAAUUUUGCCGUCAUUUGGUUCAUUUCUUUAGAUUUAUUUCGAACCUGACAAUUUUUCCUUAUAUUUUACGACUGAAAAUGAUAUAAAAUCCAAACUGUUUUCUUAUGAUUUGAAAGUGAGAAACGACCAGGCAAGUUACCUGCAAUUAUUGCAGGUUUUUACAUUGACCAAUAUUUUUAUCAUUGUGUAAAUGUAUUAAAGAAAAAUUCUUAA
Molecule: messenger RNA, 4332 nt
Organism: Harmonia axyridis
Lineage: Eukaryota; Metazoa; Arthropoda; Insecta; Coleoptera; Coccinellidae
Product: cyclic AMP response element-binding protein A-like
Exons: 7
Coding region: 406-1695 (429 amino acids)
Biological process (GO): regulation of transcription by RNA polymerase II
Molecular function (GO): cAMP response element binding; DNA-binding transcription factor activity, RNA polymerase II-specific
Source: RefSeq, a predicted model, not a curated record